AUGGUCAAGAUCGGGCAUGGUGAAGCGUUUGAUUUAAGUUUACGAGUAGCUGAUGAUAUUUCAUCGCACGAUGGCAGAGAUGGAGUGCAAUCGGAUAUAGCAAACGCUAACACCUUUCGUUACAUUUUCAAAAAAGUUACUGACACUUGGGAGACUGAUGUUGCUGGCGAAAAGGAUAAAGUUAUAUUGCCAGGAUUAAGAUCAGAUAAGGACAAAUAUACGAGGCUCUGUUCCUCUGUCUAUGUGACUGCUUAUAGCGACUUCUUUGUUGACACUUUCAAUCCGGGUAGGAUAGUUCCCGACAGCGCUCUAGAACACUGCCAGUUCUACCCGCCAAAGGCCCUGAACUAUAGGCUCUACCCCCAGAGCCAGAUUCUAGAUUGCUUCGAAGAAUAUUUGAAAGCUACUGGACUUCAGGCACCUAAAAAAAUACAAGAGGAGUUUGAGCGUUACAAAAUGAUAAGAGAAACUGCGGAAGAGGACGAGAGAGUGAAUGAAAGGUUCAAAAAAAUCGUGAAAGAUAUGGUCACCGAAUUUGAUGCAGCAAGUCAGCCGUACAACUCGUUCAUGCAAGCUUCCAAGCCAAUUUUUGACUGGUGCGAUUCCAGAUUGAUCUUAUAUCCGAGGUAUCUCAUGAAGCCGGCUGUCAUUGCGCAAAACGUUUCAUUUAGUAACGCUUAUGAAGAGAUAGAGGAGAAGGACCUUGAUUACACCGCCAUACUUCAAGAGCAGCUGGAUAUUCUGAAAGCCAACGCAGACAAAGGCCAGAAUGCCUGGAAGUACUACUUCAAGUACCGCAGCGGAAUAAAAUGCGGGAUGCCAAAAAUCAUUGGAGAAAUCGUCGACGUUGAAGCUUACGAUAAACAGUUCGUGUAUCUCAUGCGCAGACCUGAAAAUGACGCCAACAAAAUUAGAUUCACACUGGAUCAGAAGUUUAAAAAUGACGAAAUCAACUUCGAGGAAAAGUUGACCAAAUUGAAAAUCUUUCUGGAUCUGGAGUUCGAAAAGUUGAGAGGCUGCUUAGCCAAAAUCGGAUCUCACCAAGUGUACACGGACUCAAACAGCGCCGAGAAGAAUUACUUGAACGGGGUCAAACUUCUGUACAACUACUUGCUCCACAGGAGAAAUAAUAUGGUUCCAGUGUCAAUUCUUGCUUUGGAGGUUUCCGACAGAUACAAUAAUAUUUACU
Molecule: messenger RNA, 1189 nt
Organism: Helobdella robusta
Lineage: Eukaryota; Metazoa; Annelida; Clitellata; Rhynchobdellida; Glossiphoniidae
Exons: 18
Source: RefSeq, a predicted model, not a curated record